AUGAAUUCAAUUCAGGAAAAUAUUCAAAUAUCCUUAUUAUAUUUAAUAAAGACGGAUAAUGCAUAGGACCUUUAGCUUGACAAAAUUGAUUUUCUAAAUAAACCUUCUUAUUGUAACAUCAUCAAAGAAGGUUAACUUGUUUAAAUAAAAGGGUAUUUUGGAUCUCAUAAAGAAAUUGAAAUAGAAAUUGAAUAAGAAAUAAAUAAUAAGGUGAAUUUAUUUCCAUAUUUAAAUCUUUCUGAGAGGGGAAUUUUAAUUACCAUAGCAUUCAAAAACUAAUUAUUAUUUUGUUUAAUCCUUUCUGAAACAUUUUUUAUUACUAAACCAAUCAAUGAAAAAGCAAUAGAAAUAGUUCUAUUUAGAAUAUUACAAGAUUUAACUGAUAAUAUUAAAUUUUGCUUGAGCGAUACUAUCCUAAAUUAAAAUUGGUAUAAAGGAGAGUUAAUUCCAUUUAGUACGUAAAUGUUAUAAAGAAAUGAUUAUAAUUUUAAUGAUGAACAAAAUAGGGGGGUACUAUAAUAUGGAUGCUAAUGGAAGUUAUCCAAAGAUAUUUUAAACCGUAACAUUCUCAAAUCUUAGACAUAGUCACCUAAGCUCUUUGCACUUCAAUACAUUCAUUUUAGAGAGAAUGAGGAAAAAGAAUUCUAUCUCUCUUAUGAUAUUUUUGCACAUAAGCUAUUGGAGCAAAUACAAACAACUUAAAAUUAUUCUAUAGCUUAACUAAUAAAAUGUUUUUAAAUAGAAUACUAAUCCAAUAAUUUGUAUGGUAUUUUGUAGGAAUUAUCAAACAAAUUAGAAAAAUAAAUGAAUGAGAAUAUUCAAAAUAUUUUUAAAAAGUAAAAACUGAAUUACGCUUUGACUUUUAUUUAACAAUUCGCGUAAAAUAAACCCCUUCAUGUAGGUGGUGAUCUCAAAUAAACCAUUGAGACAUACAAAAAAAAAAUGAAAUCAAUAGCUGAAGAUUUAAAGAAGUAAGAAUAUUAUAAAGUUCAAAAAGUUUCUUUAAUAGUAAAAAGACCUAAUGAUAAUCAAUCAGAAUUAGUCGAUUGUAUUAUGUAAAAUGACAUUCAAACUAUUAUUUUAAAUAGUGGCUUUUUUUAGCUUUAGGCAAAAGAUGAAUUCUUUAUUAUCGAUAUUUUUAACACAAAAGAAAAAUUCAUGAUAUAUAUUAUUAGGAUCAAUAACAGUCAAACCUAAAUCUUUUUACAAAUGCACAAAGCAAAGUAACCUAACCGCUUAAUAUCAUUCGAUUAUAAAGAUUCUUGUAGGUCGGUUUAUUUUUAUGAUUAUUAUAGAGGAUAACUAUAUAUUUUUAACUUUAAAAACAAAUUUGUACAUCAAAUACUUAUUUCAGAAACUGGAAAGCUCAAAAGUUCAUAAUGUAUUUGUAUUUAACAAGAAAAUAAUAAUUUUUUUAUUAUUGAGUAAGUUGCAUAUCUGAGUGAUUGUGAUAAAUUUAUAGUAUUGUCAAAAGAUGGGGUUUUUAAAUAACAAGAAUAAAAUUAAGGUUUUGAAAAGGUCAAAUGUAUUUAGUAAAUUAAAAAUGAAAUAAGUCAAACAGAAUUCACGCCAAGUAUUAGACCAGAUUGCAGUUAUAAUUAAAUACACACUUGCCCAAGUGGAAAAUACUUUUAUCUUGCCAACGAUUAUUGCUGUGAUAGAUAUGAUUCAAAUUGUCAGAAAAUAGAGAGUGUAGAAAUAGAAGGAUCAAUCAAAAUUUUUGCUGACUAAUCCGAUGUUAUAAUUUUAGGCAAACUUAAGCAUGAAGAUUAGAAUGAAAAAUAAGCAAAAAUCAUUUCUAAUUUAGUGAUUUAGAAAAAAUUUCAUAAAUCAUAAAAUAACGAGUAAAAAAUAAUUGGAAAUCCUGCUUUAGAUAUAGUAAAAGGUUCAUUUAUAAAAUUUGGUCCAAACUCUCAAUUUUUAUUUAAAGAAAAGAAGAGAGCCAUUAAUCUAUAUGUUAAUCAAGAGUAUUGCGACAAAUUGGAUACUUACUUGGAUAAAAUGAGUAUAGAUGGAGUAAAUUUGAAUUCAUCAAAAUUUUAGGGUGCAGAACUUAUAUGUGAUAAAAUAAAAAAUAUCAUAUAUUCACGAGUUCCUUUAUAAUUAUGCACAAUUGAAAAUAGUAAAUUAAUACCUCUAAUUGAUGGAUUUAGAUAUGAAACUCAAACUUAAACAAAAACUAGUGUAGAUUAAAAAGUAAAAUAAUUACACUUAGGAUUUUUAGAAGAGCAUUUGUCUGAUUGCAAUAAGAAGAUAUUUGUAGUAGGAAUUAUUGGUAAGCAAUCAUCAGGCAAAAGUUAUUUAUUGAAUAGAGUAUUUGGCACUCGUUUUUCUGUUUCAUCAGCUAGAUGUACAGAUGGUAUUUGGGGAAGUGUUGCAUAUAUAGAAGAUUAAAUAUUCCUAAUUUUAGAUUGUGAAGGUUUAUUUAAUGGAGCUAGAACUGAUAAAGAAGAAAUAAAAAUGUUGGCAUUUCUUACUGCUAUCUGUGAUAUUACUAUUUUAAAUUCAGAUUUAACAUUGAGCCGCCAUCUCGAUGAUCUAUUUAAGAAUUUAGUAGAAGCAUCCAAGUAAUUAAAUGACUAAGACUUAUUUAAAGGAAUUUUAUAUUUUGUUUUAAGAGAUGUGAGUUCAAAUGAUAAUUCAGGAGCUGAGUAAGUAUUAUUAAAAAAUCUCGACAGACUAAGAUAAACUGGAUCAGAAGAAAUAGUAUUUUUAAAGAGAUUAUUUCAAAAUUAAUUCUCAGUUGAAAAAUUAUUCAAUUAUGAAACCAAAUAAUUUGAUGAAUAGCUUAUUGCUGUUAGAAAAUACUUUUUAGAUAGUUCUGUUAAAUCUAAUUGUUGGAAUGGAAUAAAAUUAAUUUAAAUGAUGAAAAUACUGUUGUGCUAGUUGGAAAUUUCUGACAAUACAAAUGCAAGUUUGAUAGAAUUGUAAAUAAGAAUAGAAAAAAUUUUCGACUAAAGCAAAGAAUAAUGGUAUUAAUUCACUUCAGAUGAAGUUAAAUGUGAAAAUUUAAAAUUAGACUAAAACAAGUAUCAAUUUUAAAAAUGUUCAGAGAUCUAACAUAUUCUAUACAAUAAAGAUUUGCUGAACUUACUAUAUGAAGAUCUCGAAAUAAAAGAUUCCAUCUAAACUCAUAAUAAAAACUUAGGAGAAGUUCAAUCAUAGUUGAAUACACUCUUCGAAUUCAGGAAAGAAUAGAUUAUGUUAAGAACAUAAUAAGAAAUAAGUAGUAUCGACAAUUAAGAGGUUCAAAUAAUGAUUAAAAACAAUAUAUCGAUGUUACAGAGCUUCUUUAUGGAUUAAAUGAAGAUGUACGAAUUUUGCUUUGAAAAAUGCAAAUAUUGUCACUUGCAUUGCAAACACUUCAAAAAUCAUAUAGAAAUUUCUACUAAACUCAACGACUACAUUGCUAAUGAAAUCAAAAAUAUAGAAAAUUAAUAAAAGAAUUUGAAAAUCAAGAUCUAGGAUCAAGAAAAAGAGAAACUAGAGAAUAUUCAGAAAAUUGCAUAAAGUAUCAGUGAAGCAUAAAAUCUAUUGUAUGGAUUAACAAUCUAGUCUGAGAUAAAUGAAAUUAAAUAGAAAAAAGAAUGCACCAAAACUGAAUUGAUGAAUUACGAUUUUUAUAAUAAAGAGGAAGACUGUAUAAAUUUAUCCUAAUUUGAAAUUCAUAAUUAUAAGUUUGAAUAACCGACAACCAUUACCUUAGACGAAAUUUAAACUAUAAAAGUUGAAAUAACUCAACGAAUCACAAAAUUGAAGAUCAUAUAAACUUAGACUAUAGAGAGUUUUAAGAAAAAAUAUUCUGACCUUGAAUAUUAAGUUAAGGAUUAUAGUAUAAAAUUAAAAGAACUAAGUGAAAUUGAAAUUAAUAUAUAAUAAUCAAAAUUAGAUUCUGAAGUAAGUGAAAUUUAAAGAAGAUAAGAAGAGUUUGACAAUAAAUUAAUAAACAUUAAACAAAAAUAACAUAUUAAUGAGUAAAAUCUUAAAGUAGUAAGAGAGCAAUAAUAGUAAUUGAAUUAAGAUAAAUAAAAUGUAUCAAAUAAGAAUAUUGAAAUAGAUUAAUAAAUUAAUAAACUAACUUCUUAAUUAGAGUAAAUAAAUUCUUUUUGUAAACAUUUAAAUUAAUAUCACAUAUUAUGUGAAUCACUGAAGGAAAAAUCAACUUAAAUGCAAAAUUGGAAAGACUUAUAAUAAUAAAAGCUUUUAGAAACUUAAGAAGAAAAAGAGAUUUAAUAAGUUUUAAACAAAAUUGAAUAACUUGAAAAGAAAGUUAAUGAUUUGAAAUAAAAUAAAGAAUAACUACUAAUUGAAGUUAAAUCUUUUCAAUAAUAUGAAAUAGCACUUAAAUUGAUCAAUUUUAAGGAUAUUUAAAGGAAACUUUUGGAUUCAAAUUUGUUUGUACACUAUUGUCAAAGGGAAAGUCACAAAUGUGAUUAAGUUUGUUAGGUAUGUCCUGAUUAAAUAUGCGAUAAUAAGGCUGGACAUUAUGAAAACUAAGAACAUUUGUGCAUGAAAUAAGAUCAUAGAUGUAAAGAUACAUGUGAAAUUCCAUUGUGCAGUAAUACUUGUAUGAAAAGCUUUAAGCACAAUUCUAAACAUAACUGUUUAAGCGAUCAUCCUUGUAAGGAAAAAUGCUAAUACUGUGCUAAAGACUGUAAGUAGGAUAACUCAGAAGGUCAUUAUACUAACCAUAAUUACUUAGAUAUUUAUUGCACUCAUAACUGUCAAUUGUGUCCCAGAAAAUGCUGCUAACCACACGAUCACUCCUUUUUAAAAGAGAACCAUUUAUGUGGCAAUAUACAUUUUUGUUAAGAACUUUGCUAAGAAGAAGGCAUAUGCAAAAUCGAAUAUGAUAUCUAGUAAGUUAUAUGGAAAAAUUAAUCUUCAGAGUUUCCAUAUACUAAGUAUGUUGCAAAAGAUUCUGGGAAAAAAAAAUGCCAAUAACUAAUACCAGCUAACUAAAAGUGGCAUGCUGGAAAUCAUUUAUGUAAGGAUAAAACUGAAAAGUAGUUUCAUUAUUGUAAUUAAUAAUGUCCUGAGUGUAAUACAUAUUGCGAUUUGUAAUACAAUCAUUCAGGUCCUCAUUCAUCAGACAGACAUAGAAAUAAAGAAAACUAAAUAUUUACAAUAUAAGAAGGAAUUUAGGUUAAUGUUCUAAUACAAGAUUUGAAAGAUUCUACAAUUAGAAAGUAUAAUCUCGGAGAAAGUUCAGCCCCUGAAACAUGUGACUAGAGCUGCAAAAGAAGAGGAAGAGCUCAUUUUCAUUUAGUGAAAUGUGAAGGACCUAAAAAAAUAGCCAAGCAUUCAUAUGAGAAAUAUGUUGGAUUUGAACACAUCAAAUUUGAUGAGGUUUUAUGUGAAGAAUUUUGGAAAUUAAACAACUGGUUUCAUCCAAUUUAUAAUGAAUUGGAAACGAUUCAGGGUUGCAACUACUAUUGCCCUAUAUGCGAAUACGAAAAAGGUCCCAAAUCAUUUUGCAAUUAAGCUGCUUGGCAUACAUAAAAGGAUGAUAUUAAAUCUCAUAGUUUCUCAUGUAUGGAACGUCAUGUUGAAAAUUAAAUUUAAGGAAUAAAUGUAGCCUUUGUAAUAGACUCAACAGGAUCGAUGCAACAUCUUAUAAAAAUGUGUAUAAAUACCAUCAAAGAUAUUAUGGAAUAAGCAAAUGCUAAAAAAACUGUUUAUCGUGAUAAACUUGAGAUAAAGUUUGCUGCUGUUUCUUACAAAGAUCAUAAAUUUCCUUAUAAUAAAGAUCAAAAUAUCAUAGAGGUAUAACGUUUCACCUCUGAUGAAGUUAUUUUACAAUUUUUAGAUAAAUUAUAAGUGGAUGGUGGUGGUGAUGCACCAGAGGCCGUAUUGGAUGGCUUAAAUGCUUCAUCAGGUUUAAAAUGGGAUCAAAAUUAUGAGAAACUGCUAUUUUUAAUAGCUGAUGCUCCUCCUCAUGGAAAAGCUUACAAUAAUUUCAAAGAUAAUUAUCCUGAAGGCUGUCCAUGUGGAUUGAAAUAAGAUAUAAUUUUGAAUGCUCUAUCAGAUAUGAAGGUAUAAUUAAAAAUUGUAAAAUUAAACUAAUCUGUUGAUUUAAUGAACUCAGAAUUUAAAAAAGACUUUAGUGACUUAACAAUAUUUUCUCAUGAUAAAAAAGACGAGGAUAAUUCAUUUUCAAUAAUUGUUGAUGAUGUAUGUAAAUAUUUGACUCACACCGAGAUUACAUCUUAUGUAUGUAAAUAUUUGACUCACACCGAGAUUACAUAUUAAAUGGAAAAAUGA
Paramecium tetraurelia is the source of this 6264-nucleotide messenger RNA. RefSeq lists its product as uncharacterized. Gene Ontology annotation, molecular function: GTP binding. Lineage: Eukaryota; Ciliophora; Oligohymenophorea; Peniculida; Parameciidae. The transcript has 2 exons. The record is from RefSeq and is a predicted model, not a curated record.